Molecule: messenger RNA, 5751 nt
Organism: Thrips palmi
Lineage: Eukaryota; Metazoa; Arthropoda; Insecta; Thysanoptera; Thripidae
Gene: HDAC4
Product: histone deacetylase 4
Exons: 25
Coding region: 391-3663 (1090 amino acids)
Biological process (GO): negative regulation of transcription by RNA polymerase II; chromatin organization
Cellular component (GO): histone deacetylase complex
Molecular function (GO): histone deacetylase activity
Source: RefSeq, a predicted model, not a curated record
CUGCCUCGCCGCGUUCGACGUGUCGUUGCUCGCUCUCGCCGCUCUCUCGCGCGCGUGUGUGUGAGUGUGUGCGCCCGUCUCGUGUCUCGUUUGCGGCCGCGGUCGUGCUUCCCGCGCCGGGCGCACGCAGUGUGCCACGCAGUGCGGCGCAGUGCCGGCGAAUCAGUGUAGUGGUGCAGUGUUACUAGUGGUGCGUCGACUUGUGGUGCGAGCCCUGCGAGCGUCCGCCCAGACUUAGUCGAGCUAUGCCCGCCUGCCUGGGACUUCCACGCGCCCCCCGGCGCCACGAGUCAUGAAAGUUAGCCGCUGCUAGCCACCCUGUUCGGGCAGCCCAGCCCGCGCCCCGACGGGCACCGGCGUCACGGUGAUGGCCCCGGCGAUGCCCCAACGAUGCAUCACCACGAGCAGAUAGUAGGAGCUGUGUCGGAACGUGCAGAACUCGUGGGAUCGUACCGCAGUGUAGAGAUCUCACCAGUCUUCUCGCACCUGCCCCACAAAGACAUGACCCGUGAAUCUCCCGUGGACAGUCCGUUGGUGGCCAGACGCCACGACCUCCACAACAUGAACGAGAGCUUUCACCUCGACCCCGGGCUUCACGCCGAGGACUUCCAGCAGCAGAUUCUCAAGUUGAAGAAGCACCAGCAGCUGCAGCAACAGAUACUUCUUCAGCAUUACCAGCAGCAGCAGCAGUGUCUGGCGGAGCAGCACGAGCAGCAACUCCGCCACCACCUCAAGGUGAAUUUUCAAUGGGAGCAACAGAAACAGCUGGAGGAGCAACGAGAGAGAAGGGAGAAGGAACGGCUGGAGGCUUUGCGGAAAAAGGACAAACAUGAGCAGAGUGCUGUGGCAUCUUCCGGGGUCAAAGAAAAGCUGCAGAUGUUCUUGCUGAAUAAAAAGCAGCGGGAAGCCAUGCCUAAUGGUUCCUCACCGGGUCAUCAACUUUCGCCAUCGACUUCGGCCACUUCACUGGCACAACAAAGCCAACAGUCACCCAGUACGGUUGGGCAACCUUUCAGAAACUGGAGUGUUCUUCAGCCUCCUGCUCCUGGAGAUCCUGGAAGCCUGAGUGCUGGUCCUGGGCACAACGCAGUUCAUCCAUAUCGUCUCAAUCCUCUUGUUGCAAAAUAUGAAGAAGAUUUUCCUCUUCGGAAAACAGCCUCUGAACCUAAUCUUCUCAAGGUUCGCCUGAAACAAAACAUCCAUCGCCGUGCAAACCCUCUGGCCGUAAGGAAAGAUCGUCUUCAAAGAGUCACCAAGAGGAGGUCACAUCUAGCAAUGGAAGUUAGUGGUAGUAACCCUGACUCAGGACCAAAUUCGCCUCCAGGAUCUUGCAAUCGUCAAGCUUCACCAUCUGCAGGUGGCCGAAAUACACCUAUUCAGGAGGAGAGUGAAAAUAUGAGCUAUGGCCAACUUAUCGACAGCAGCGUGCAGGGUAGUAUGAGUGAUCUCUCACUCUACAGCAGUCCGUCCUUGCCAAAUAUUUCCCUUGGACGUCCUCCUGCUCCCUCAAGCACAAGGGACGGAGGAAAACUUGCCCCUGUUUCGGAAGCUGAAGUACGGGCCGCAUUCUCAGCACGACUGGGAAUGCCAUUGACUGGUCAAAUCAUGCCGGGCAAUCUUCCAUUUUAUCCUACACUUCCUGUGCUAGAAGCAGAGUAUUCAAAUCCCACUUCUCCAAGUUACAUUCAAAAACAAAUGCAGAGUCUAGAGCAGGCCCAUGGGCCAGUGACUGUGGGCGCAGGCGCUCCAGUUAUAGCUUCACCCUAUCAUCCUCCUAUCACUGAUUCACAGGUUGCCCAUGCACGUCUUAAUAAGCGUCCUCUAGGACGUACACAAUCAGCCCCUCUGCCACUUGGUCACCCUAUGCUGACUGGUAGCGGACUUACAGUAGUGCAGCAGCAUCCAAAUUAUGAUGAGUACCUGCUGCAAGAAAAGCAGCAUUCCUUACAACACAGUCUUCUAAAACAGCAAAUUCGUCAAACUGUGCUGACUCGUGCUAACAGCCGAGGACUUUCAACCAGCAGUAGUGGAGGGCAGUUGGAUGAGACUGAUGAGAAUGCUGAAGUGAUUGAUCUGACAGAACGAAGAAAUGAAGACCAUGAAAUGUCAAAACAACAAAGAGAAUUUCUUCAGCAACAGCGGGACCUGAGGAUGAGACACCACACUCUCAACAUCAGUGAAGGUUCGGCAUUUACUCCUCGUUCUCAUGUAGCUCGUCCAUUGUCUCGGGCUCUUUCAAGCCCAUUGGUGGCUUUGGGAACUACGGAUGGUUCUGGAAGCAUUUCACUUGGGGUGUCUAGUGCAGGCACUACACCCAAAGUUUCAAGUGGUGUGCACCGGCUGACAACUGGUCUAGCAUUCGAUAACACAAUGCUGAAGCACGCUUGUACCUGUGGGGAUAACUCUUCGCAUCCUGAACAUAGUGGUAGACUUCAGAGUGUGUGGGCUCGCUUGUUGGAAACUGGUUUAGUUCAGCGCUGUGAUAGGGUGAGGGCCAGGAAAGCCUCACUUGAGGAGCUCAAAGUUUGUCAUAGUGAAGCUCAUGCCCUGCUCUUUGGUACAAAUCCUUUGAAUCGUCAGAAGCUUGACAUGACCAAACUGGCUCAGCUACCGAUCAAGAGUUUUGUUCGUUUGCCUUGUGGUGGUGUGGGAGUUGACUCUGACACCACCUGGAAUGAGCUUCAUACAGCACCUGCUGCACGCAUGGCUGCUGGUUGUGUUAUUGACCUUGCUUAUAAGACUGCAACUGGAGAUAUUAAAAAUGGCUUUGCUGUCGUGCGACCUCCCGGCCAUCAUGCAGAACCAUCCCAAGCAAUGGGCUUCUGUUUCUUUAAUUCAGUAGCCAUUGCUGCGAAAUUAGUACAGCAAAAUCUAAAUUAUCACCGUAUUCUCAUCGUAGACUGGGAUGUUCACCAUGGCAAUGGAACUCAACAAAUGUUCUAUGAUGAUCCCCGGGUGCUGUACCUUUCAAUCCAUCGUCAUGAUGAUGGUAAUUUUUUCCCAGGAACUGGUGGCCCUACAGAGUGUGGUGAAGGUAAAGGGCAGGGCUUCAAUGUUAAUGUCGCUUGGUCUGGUGGAGUUAAUCCCCCAAUGGGAGAUGCAGAGUACCUGGCAGCAUUCCGCACCAUUGUGAUGCCAAUUGCAAAGGAGUACGGUCCUGAAUUAAUCCUUGUGUCAGCUGGCUUUGAUGCAGCGAUUGGCCAUCCCCCGCCUCUGGGGGGCUACAAAGUGUCUCCUGCAUGUUUUGGGUACAUGACACACCAAUUGCUUCCUCUUGCAGAUGGCAAGGUUGUCCUGUCUCUUGAGGGUGGUUAUGAUCUACCAGCUAUAUGUGACUCUGCUCAAGAAUGUGUAAGAGCUUUGUUAGGAGAUGACACGUCCCCUUUGAGAGAAGAGGAACUGCGGCGAGUGCCUUGCCAAAACGCAAUUGAUACUUUACAAAAGACCAUCGCUAUCCAACAACAGCAUUGGCCGUGCCUUAAGCGCUUAGCUCAUACUGUUUCGUGUUCUGCAUUGGAGGCGUCUCAGAAAGAAAGGGAUGAAACCGAAACGGUCACUGCUAUGGCCAGUUUGUCCAUGCAACAUCCAACCAACAGCAUGCAAUCACCUGAGCAUUCCCGUGAGACAUCAGAGGAACCAAUGGAACAAGAUGAAGUGAAAUAAACUUCUUUUCCUAGUUUUCAUGUUAAGAUGUACCAUUAUGAAGAAGUUUUUCCACUGCGAUUACUUUCUUUGAGAUUCCAAAAGCCGCCAUGUAUAUUAUGACAAAUAUUCUUUGGGAUAGAUUAGAUUAUAGUACUCCAGAUCAUUCCCAUGAAGAGGAAGUGUAUGAAAGAAAUGGUUCAAGAACUGUCUGGGUGUUUAGGGGGAACUUGCUUUCCACCUUGUAGAUUGAUCCAGGAUCUCUUAGAAUUCUCUCUUCAGUUUGCAUGUUGUGAAUUGUGAAAGGUGUUCAAUAUUGGGAUAGAAACUAGUAGCUACAUUUGCUUUUGUUGCUCAAAAGUAGAGAAAGGAGUUUGAUGUUACUUAAAGUGAUUCUGUCAUUAAAUGCUACAACAGAAAGUAGUACAUAAUUUCUUAAACAAAAACAAAAUAUGUUUCAACAUGUGUAUGACUCAGAAAUAGAUUUGAUGCAUGCAUAUGUAACCAAGUUUCAGUGUAAAGGCUUUCUUUUGAAGAAGAUGACUCCAAUAUCAUUUUCCCUACAGAUUAUCUUAGGAGGUAUGUUCCUUGUACUCACUUCUAUUCCAUUUUGUGUAUGCUUCUUUUUAGCAUCUAGAAAAUUUGAUAAUAGUUGUACAUAAAAGCCAUGAAUGCACCUAGCUUCAUCAUGUCUUACACUCUCCUUAUUCUAUUCAUCUUUCUAUUGAAUUGUAACUAUACACAAAAUCACGUUUUGUAUACUGUUUGCCUUUCAAUUAGCACAUGUUUCUGCUGUUUCCGUGUUAUAACUAAAUUUAUUAUUCAUCUUUUAUUUGGCUCUGUUUUCAAAUUUUGCCUCUUGCACAUCUGUAGGCAAAUUUCCUUCUGAAAGCCUUUUAUGGAGUUUAAUGUGAUUUUUGGCUAUUGUGGUUUGUUGAUUUCUGCGGUCAUAAUAUACAUUUGCUCAAAGCUGUCAUUAUAUUUUGAGUUAUAGCCUUCGUAAUACCAAACUUCUUUCUUCAUUGUUACUGUGUUAUAUUGAUCAACUGUCAAAGUAUCAUUCCCUUUUAUUUUAUACAUUAAACCCAGAGGUAGACACUUAGCAAGGCAAAGAAAGUCCAUCAUGCUUGAAUUCCAACCUAAGGCAAAUGAUGAGUUCAUGUCUUUAUAGUUAGGUAUCCUGCUGGACCAAUCUCAUGCAAGUGCACUGGGUAUUUUUAUUUCGUUUAUUUGUAAAUAUGCAUAAGAUUCUUUUUUUUUUUUUUUUAAGGAAAGGUUUGUGUUCCAAUUAUUGAUGUAUAUUGUGUACUUUGAAAUGUGCCUAUUGUUAGUGUAUGUAUUCACAAAUUCUAAAAGACAUGUUAUAUCAUAACAGAAAGUAGUAUUGUUUGAAAAAUUAUAUAUGUUACAUUUUAGUACUUUAUGUAGUGUGUAUUUUGAAGUGCUGGUCACUCUUGUACUACUUAUGAAUAGAUCAGCUAUAUAUAACGAACUAACAGUAGCAGUUUAUUAUUGUUUAUGUUCUUUAUUUCUGUUGUCUUGUAUUUGUUAUCUUAGUGUCAUAAUGUCUAUUUCAGAAUCAUCAAUAUCACCAUUUCACUCUUUUUUCCUAUUUCAGAAACUCUUCACUUGUUCUAUAAUUAUCUCAUAGUCUCAUAGACAGAUUUAUUCAUACACAUUCACAUUAUCCCUUUCCCUUCUUCCUUCAUGUUUGCCUGUCUAUCAGUCUCAAUAUCUCUCUCAUCAUCACAUACACACACAUGCACACAAGCGCACUCACCAACUCUAUGUAUGUGCCUCUCCGUUCGACUCAUUCUCCUGCAAUUAUAAUUACUGAGCAAACAUUCUCAGGACUUAUGCAGGUGUUAAUCUCAUCAUUAUGUCUUUAUCCUGUCACUUUCCAAAGUGUGUGUAUAAAAUGAACUUUCCUAAUCUUAAGAAUAUGUGUCUAGAAGGAAAUAUAUGUGCAAUUUUUGUGAUAUGCAUGCAAGUUUUAUGAAUGAAGUGAAUGUAAGUAAAGAGGCAUUUAUUUUUAUGUGAAGCAUUUCAUAUAUUUGUUGCAAUUUUGAGUUGUAACCAGAAAAAGUAAAGUAGAAAUAUUUUUAAUGA